AUGGCUUCCACCAGACCAACGGAAAAGGAAAUACGGGGCCGCAAAGCUCGGCAGGUGGAGCAAGCCUUGGACUAUAGCUCCACUGCUGUUCACCGGCCGGGUCAGCAGCACUUGAAUCUAAAUGGGCUAUCGUUUUCCUUGUUGUCGGAGGCGCAUCGAUCCCAUCUCAAGACUUCUGCAGAGCAGCCGGAGCAAGCUAGUUUCCCUGCUGCAACGGCAUCUGUGGUAGUCACGACUCCUGUAUUCGCUGGCCUCUCUGCAACUGAGUUUGCUGCUGCCGGCAAAUCGGCGGAUGUCGACCUCUCAGAGCCCAUCUUGCUUGCAGUGCUGCACUGCCUGCUCGAUCGAGAUGAAUGUCUAUAUCAGACCCACAAUUGCAGCUCCAAUGCUACCUGUACAAACACGGUUGGGUCCUACAACUGCACAUGUGACUCUGGGUUUUCAGGUGACGGCACAUCCUGCAAAGAUGCAGAUGAGUGUCUAUAUCAGACUCACAAUUGCAGCUCCAAUGCUAACUGUACCAAUACGGUUGGGUCCUACAACUGCACAUGUAAAUCUGGGUUUUCAGGUGACGGCACAUCCUGCAAAGAUCGAGAUGAAUGUCUAUAUCAGACCCACAAUUGCAGCUCCAAUGCUACCUGUACAAACUCUGUUGGGUCCUACAACUGCACAUGUGACUCUGGGUUUUCAGGUGACGGCACAUCCUGCAAAGAUGCAGAUGAGUGUCUAUAUCAGACUCACAACUGCAGCUCCAAUGCUAACUGUACCAAUACGGUUGGGUCCUACAACUGCACAUGUAAAUCUGGGUUUUCAGGUGACGGCACAUCCUGCAAAGCUUCUCUUCUUUUCUUCAAUCCAAACACGAAAACAGUCUCUCCGCUGCAAAUGUUCGCCACUUGA
This is a messenger RNA of Sycon ciliatum, 900 nucleotides long. Its product is annotated as adhesion G protein-coupled receptor E2-like. Gene Ontology annotation, molecular function: calcium ion binding. The coding region runs from base 1 to 900 and encodes 299 amino acids. The transcript is spliced from 7 exons. Lineage: Eukaryota; Metazoa; Porifera; Calcarea; Leucosolenida; Sycettidae. The record is from RefSeq and is a predicted model, not a curated record.